Ostrea edulis (European flat oyster) is the source of this 3041-nucleotide messenger RNA. RefSeq lists its product as uncharacterized. Bases 712 to 1938 code for a protein of 408 amino acids. Gene Ontology annotation, molecular function: sequence-specific DNA binding. Lineage: Eukaryota; Metazoa; Mollusca; Bivalvia; Ostreida; Ostreidae. The record is from RefSeq and is a predicted model, not a curated record. The transcript is spliced from 2 exons.
UGUAUCAGAGAGACCCUUCACAUUUGCAGUGUCCUUUAGGAAAUGCUUCCUUAAUUUUCGUCAAAACAAAUGAGGGUAAAACCACUUGAUUUUUUCUCCAAGAAGCUGACUUCAUCUGACCUAGUUGAUAAACUGUCUGUAGGCCAUAAAUCUUGAUAGCAUGUCUGCAACAGAAUUGUUACUGUAUUCUAUCACCUGUGUGAGUAAUUGGAAAUGUUAUCACACGUACAAAAGGCAUGUUAUGUUUAUAUAGAUUUACAUACAUGUGAAUACAGAAUGUAUUUUUCAUUUUUUUUGGUGUUUUUCUUACUUGUUAUUUAAAGGACAUGUGACAUAAUCACAAAAACACUUCACAACAUAUCAGAAAAUGUAUAUGUGAUAAAAUUUCUGCAUAGUUUCCCCAAAUACACUUCCAGAUUGCUUCAAAGCUGUUGCUGUAUCACUGAUUUAAAUUGAUAAGACGCACAACCUCAAUAUGCAUAUCUGUAGCUUCUAAGAUCAGAAAAUUCCCAGUGUGACGUCAGACUUGACUAAAGCUGCAGAGCAGCUGCAUCUUUCCACCAAGAAAGAUACUAAAUUAUUUCUACCUAUUAUUGAAGAGCAAACAAAUGUUGUUAAUUCAGACACUUAUGGUUUUAGAGCCCAUGCAAUAAACAGGAUUAAGAUUUUAUUAAGUUGAGAAAUCCCCUCUCUCUUUCUGGUGUAGUAAAAAUGGUGUACUGUGUGGUUUAUAAUUGUUCUACCUCUUCAAAUGUAGAUAAGAAUGUGUCAUUUUUUGGUUUUCCAAAGGAUAAUACUCGUCAAAAACUAUGGAUUCAUUAUUGUCGAAGGAGAGAUUUUGUUGUGACAAAGCACAGUAAGAUAUGUAGCAAGCACUUUUCUCCGAGUCAAUACUCAAGACAUCCCUCCAGAUUAGCUGCACUUGGGUACCCAAACGCCCGUGCUCAGCUAAAACAAGAUGCUGCGCCUGAUGUACCAUGGGUAACCAAGAACAAAAGUACAAGAAUAAAGAAUAAGAAAAAAUCAGCGUCGUGCGGAACAUACAGAAAAAGACGAAAGUUAGAGGUGUUAGAAGAAGUAAUGAAAGGAGGAGAAAAUGCUGAUGAAGAUGGCGCUUUAGAAUCUGACAAUUCAAUUGACCUUUCAACUCCUGUAACAGACUCCUGUCAUUCAGAAAUUUAUAACACUGAAGAUAAAGCUGUGCAGGUAUCCAGUCCUGACACAAAAGUCAGAACCCGGACACGGAGAAUACAAACUGGAAAGUCCUUCAUCCACUUCCAUAUGACUGACUCUCAAGUCCAGUGUGACGGCAGUCUCUUGUGUCACAAAUGUCAAGUCCAGUGUGACGGCAGUCUCUUGUGUCACAAAUGUCAAGUCCAGUGUGAUGGCAGUCUCUUGUGUCACAAAUGUCAAGUCCAGUGUGAUGGCAGUCUCUUGUGUCAAAAAUGCCCCAAAAAUCUUGAAUUUGAAAAAGGUGUACAAUCUGAGAAAAAUAAAAAAUUCGAGAAAAGCUUGGAAUUUGAGAAAAAUGAAGAGAUUCAAGAAAAUGAAGAUUUUAACAGCGAUGAUGAUGAAGGUCAUUCCAUUAUUAACAGAGAUGAAGAUCCGGAUUUUAGCUCAAGUGACUAUGAGGAAUUAUCAGAGUUUGAGGAAGAUCCGGAUUUUAGCCUGAGUGACUAUGAGGAAUUAUCAGAGUUUGAGGAAGAAUAUGAGGAGGAGGCAACAUGUAAUUACAGACUACAAACCACAGAAAAUCCAUCUGAAGAAAAAUAUUAUAUGAUUUCUGAAAGUUCUCUUCAUAAGCUGCUGUCUGUAUGUCAGAUAUGUUGUGGUCGAUGUAUUCCUUCUAUUGUAUACAACAAAGGCAGCAUGAUAUCAACUGUUUCUAAAUGUGAGAAUGGUCACACCAAUAAAUGGCAGUCACAAGCUGUGCCAUAGCCAGAGAAACACUCCCAUGCUGGCUGUAAUGUACAUGGUUGAUUGAGAAAAUGAUACAGUAUUGAAGUCAUAGUGGGGGGGUGGGGGGGGGUGGGGGGGUCAUGAAUGACAGGUGGUUGAUUGAGAAAACGAUAAAGAAUAGAAGUUAUAUGUUUGAGAAUUUGUACCCAUAUCUGUAUCUGAUGUAAAUAGUGGGUGUGUGUCAUGUGAUAUAUGAUUAAGAACUCACUGACCAAUCAAAUGACAGACAUGCAACUAGUAGCAUUUUUCCCACUGCACAAUUUCUACCCGAGCACUCUCAGCCUAACCUUGCCUUCAAAAGGCAAGACAAAAGCAUUGUAUUUCUCCAGGGUGUCCCAGUAUAAGAAAAUGUUAUGUUUAAUUUACAGCAAAUAUAAAAUGUCUAUGUCUGUCCUGUGUAUGUUUUAUGUGAAUUUUACAAGUUUUUUCUACAUAUAAUUAAUAAAUAAUAUAUAAAGCUGGAACCUGAGUUAAAUUUGAUGUUCAUACUGGCUACAUAUCCUUAAUAACCUGUGUUCUUCAAUUUGAAUUUGGCCAAUCAAAAACUAGAAUACAAUAAGGUUUAAAUCAUUACGAAUUAAAGGUUCAAAAGAAUACGGUCUAAUUUCAUCAGGAGCACCAUACAGGACUUUAUAGACACACAGAACAGAACUGCACUUUAUGUGUAUAUCUAUGUAAUCUGACACAAAAUGUUCAAACUCAUGACAACAGACACCACUUGAAUGUACAUAGUUACAAUUUCCACAAGCACAUCAAGGGAAAUUCCUCUCUCAUUAAAAUCAACUGCUGGCCAAGAGGCAUAUCAUUCUGAGAAACGAUUUCUUCCUCUGUAAAAUCAGGUUCAAACUGAUGUCCCACAUUUAAUUCACUUUGUGCUGACUACAAUGUGUCCUACAGCAUCAGUGCUGCCCUCUACUGACGUCAUUGGCAGCUCCGAGGGAUUGAGAAGAUUUGUUAAUCUUUAUGAAAUAUCUCCCUACUAAAGAAAGCUACAUCUUAAUGAUUUUCAGAAUUCAUUAUAAUAGACCAAAAACAACAAAUCUAAACUCUUUGUCACAUAAUUUCACAGAAGAGUCUUCGUG